AUGAAAAGCAACAUACCCUACAUUGUGCUUGGACUUUUGUACGCAUAUCUAAUAUACCUCUCUUGGAUACCAGAUACAAUUCGGCUCAUGUUUGCUGGUAAAUACUGGCUUCAUAGGUCUGUGCAUAGCAACAUGAUAAUUUGUACAAAUUGCAUGGUCGGGAUCUUAACAAUUUCUUCCAUUCUGCAGCCUGGUAUAGCUAAGAUGUUCCCAACGAGGCAGGUUUAUCAUGACGUAUUGGAGAAUGAUAUCGAGACCCGCCAUUCUGUGUCUCUGUGCUUGCUGUUUUGCCCUGUUGGGAUUCUUACUCACUCCAUCGCCAAAGCUCUAACUAGUAGCCCAGAAAAAAGAGAGUGUAGGACUCAUUAA
Messenger RNA from Capsicum annuum, 369 nucleotides. Its product is annotated as protein MAO HUZI 4, chloroplastic-like. The transcript is spliced from 2 exons. The record is from RefSeq and is a predicted model, not a curated record. Bases 1 to 369 code for a protein of 122 amino acids. NCBI's taxonomy places the organism in Eukaryota, Viridiplantae, Streptophyta, Magnoliopsida, Solanales, Solanaceae.